Molecule: messenger RNA, 5089 nt
Organism: Porites lobata
Lineage: Eukaryota; Metazoa; Cnidaria; Anthozoa; Scleractinia; Poritidae
Source: the annotation of a GenBank genome assembly
AUGGAAAUAGCAAUUUAUAUUUGCAUUGCUGGCACUUCAAUUGCUUUCACGUACUUCCUUGUACGACUGAAAACGGGCGAAAGACCCUUCAAUCCUGGAACAGUCAUUCUACAUCAGAUUCCUCGAGAUUUGUUUACUACCCUAAGCGGUUCUCCGCCAUGUCUAAAAUUGGAAACUUUCCUUCGAAUGACAAAGAUCCGCUACCAAAAUAUUUACAGCGUUAAGACCUCCAAGAAGGGCAAGUACCCAUGGAUCGAGUUCAACCAGAAAGAGAUCGCUGAUUCUAAUUUCUGUAUUCGGUUUCUUCAGAAAGAAUUUCAUGUGGAUGUCGAUGCACAUUUGGGACCCACGGAAAAAGCUAUUCGCCACAGUAUUCGCACCAUGUUGGAGGAAAACACAUAUUGGUAGGCAGAAUGUACUGUUCACAGUCCCCUAUAUUGUCGUGAGAUUGUAGGGAUCCAGCGCUUUGCGUUUAUACGGCACAGAAGAAGCCCAUUCUGUUUGCGUAAACGAUUGUAUUCUAAUGAGUCUCGCUUGCGUAAGCAACGGAACGCGUUUUUCGCCCGGGAGGUGGGGGUGGGGGUACUCCCUUAUAUAGGCUGUACAGGCAUGUGCGGCGCCAAAGGGUAUUUAUUUAUUUAUUUAUUUAUUUAAUCGCUUUCACCAUGAUUACAAUACUAAAAAACUAGGGAAAAAAAUACAUUUGAACAAGACACAAAAACGAAGGACGAAGGUGCGGGACACACAACAGAGCGAGGCUCCAAAUUAAGUGUGCCCUUACGAAAAAUACACAAAAUACUAAGUAUUUAAACAUUAAACAUUAUAAAAAGUAUAAAAAUCCCAUUUGUAAAAACGAUAAGAAUGAAUCCCUCCCGCAGCCGAUAGAAAGUCUUCGUAGCAGCAGUUACCAGCUAAUAGAAGAUUACGUAACCUACUGCAUUUGCAGCAGAUCGACUUCCAGGUGUUAAAGUUUGUGACGUUGUAGUUUGUGCGAAAAGCAGCCGAAUAGCGUUGGAGUACGUGAGAUUUGAACUGAUUAAGAGAACUAAGAGUACGAGUGGAUACAGGUAACGUAUUCCAGAGUUUAACAAUACGAUUAAAGUAACUAAAUUGAAAGAGCUUUGUACGGGACUUGGGAAUUAGUACGUCUUGAUCAGAGCUAUGGCGAGUGAGACGAGUGCCUUUAGGCCCGACAUAAUCAGCUAUGGGUAAGGUGUAGUGGCCAGCGCGACACUUGAAAUAGAAAAUUAAGUCUUUCACUUCAUGCCAGUAUGUUAACGGUAGCAGAUUGAGGCGAGAAAGGCGCUCAUGAUAAGAAAUAUCCUCUUGCCAGUGCGUGUUUAAGAUGAAUUUUGUUGCCCUGCGUUGAAGAUCCUCUAUUUCUGUUAUACUACCGAUCGUACUGGGAGCCCGUACCUCGCUAGCAUAGCCAAUAUAUGAUCUUACAAACGUGAGAUAUAGUAAUUUCCUAUGGUCUGUAGUGAAUGACAUAACACCAUUGCGGCACAAAAAUGCGAGCAUCCUAUUGGCCUUAGCUAAGAUAGUGUUAAUGUGAGUAUCCCAUGUGAGGUCCGGCGAGAUAGUCACUCCGAGGUCUUUUACCUGAGUGACGUGUUUAAGUGAGUCGAAAUGGGUGGCGCUUAGGUGUGACGGUUAGUACCUCACAUUUAAAUGUGUUAAACUUUAGGUGCCAAUUAUCGCUCCAGCCAUGCAGACUGUCGAGGUCCUUUUGGAGUGAAUCACAAUUUUGUAGACUUUCAAUGACGCUGGAACAUUUUGAGUCAUCAGCGAAGAGUGCGAUACGAUUCUGUAUCACCGGCGGGAGAUCGUUCACUUAAACUAAAAACAGCAGAGGACCGAGGAUACUGCCCUGAGGGACUCCUGAUGGAACUGGAGAACGACUAGAAGUGAAACAGUGGACCAAGCACCGCUGACCGCGUCCACCUAAGUAGCUCUCAAACCACUGCAGAAGUUUCCCGCUGACUCCGUACCGAGAGAGUUUCAGAGGCAGCCUUUGGUGGGAGACACUGUCGAAAGCCUUUGCGAGAUCCAAAUACACAAUGUCCAACUGCAGGCCCUUAUCUAGAGACCGGCCAAUCUCGUGAUAAAACGCUAGAAGGUGGGUGACUGUAGAUCGACCCUGAAGGAAACCAUGCUGUGCAUUGUCAAACAAAGGACAGAAAAAACCCUUAAAGUGCUUGAAUAUGCAUCGUUCUAAUACUUUGGAUACAACGCACAAUAGAGUGAUGGGUCUGUAGUUAGUAACGUCCUCCUUUUUUCCUUUCUUAUGAACGGGGACGACAAGGGCGUCUUUCCAUUCGGUGGGUAGUUUACCCUCCGCAAGAGAUAAAUUAAAGAGGGCGCAAGAGAAGGUGUUAGAUCCCUUGCACACGUCUUUAGCACUAUUGUAGGAAGACCGUCAGGGCCCGGAGCUUUGCUCGGGUCUAAAUUCAAGAGCACCUUAUAGACCUCGUCUUGGCACAGCACUAAGCUGUCGAGGACGGGCAUUCUACCGUCGGGCGGCGUAAGUGCAUCAAGGGGUAUCUCAGGCGCAUACGUAAACGUAGAAUAGAAAUACUUGUUGAAGGCUUCUGCCAUCUCCACUCCAGAGGAGAUCUGUCGCCCACCGUACGUAACAUUAGCUAGUAUAGAGUUUGAUUUGGUUUUAUGGCGGAAGUAACUCCAGAAGCGCUUUGGAUUGACUUUCAAGCUGUCACCAAGAGAAGUGUGAUACUCCUUUAACUUCCUGUUUAUCAAUGCGUUAGAUUCUUUUCUUAAAAUCCUGAACUUUUCAAGGUAAAAAGCGCUGUUGUGUUUCUUGGCGGGACGUCUAGCUGAUUCUUUCCUCUUCAGCAAAUGUCGAACUCAAUCCACGGUGGCGUGUUUCAGUCCCGGACUCUAGCCUUAGGGAUAUUAGCGUCAAUAAUAUCCAAAAGGGCGGAUUUCCAGUUGGACCAGCAUAACACGCUAUUACCGAGCUCCGCAUAAUCUGCAGUUUGAGGUUCUCAAAGUCAGCUGGUUUGAAAUUGUAGGCAUAGCGCGCAGGUUUCUUCACCCUACGAGGCCUGGUUACAAAGUCAAAUUCAAGUAGGUCGUGGUCGGUAUGGUUUUUUAGCCUUCUUGGUCUGAAAUAGGGUAUCAAUUUCGACCAUUUUGGUCUGAAAUAGGGUAUGCUUUGUGCACUCUAGUCUUGAAAUGGGUAUGUUUUUUUAGAAGAAACUACUACUUCAUCAUUUGGCGGUAAGACCAUUUCCCUUUUAUUGUCUACGCCAACUGUGUACGUGUCGUAACAGCUUGUCAAGCGCUCCGGUUACGCGCCGGGCUACAGAGCUUCAAGUCUGAAAUAGGGUAGAGAAAAUCACAGAUUUUGGUCCAAAAUAGUCGGGUAAGGGUUUCAGGAAGCGUGCCGCACACCCCACCCAAUUUUUCAGGAAGUAUCGAACGGUCAAAAUGCGUAGCAAGAUUUACGUGUGCCAGCCAGAAACCGUCCUGCUGAUUGCCUUUUUUUGAUCGGAUGCAGUUAAACAAUAAACGCUUACCAAGUCUGCCUUAAAUCAGUUAUUGUUUAAACAUUUUGUUAACGAUAUCCAAUCGAAAAGAGGCGAUCAGCAGGGCGGUUUUCUGCCUGGCACGUAUAAACUCGCUACGCACUCAGUUUUGACAGUUCGAAAACUGCGAGAUUUUGAUUUUCCUUAAGGGCUAGCUCUGGGGCUUUUUGAUGGAUUUUCGAUCGGAAGGUACGCCAAGAAGCGUGAAUCUUUCGGUCCUUCUUCGGCGAGUUUUGAAAGCGGAACAUUGCAAUUUUCUAGGGAAAAUCGCUCCGGCCCUGGAGCCGUUCAAAAAAAUUGAUUCCACCCUUGUCCUUCUAUUAAGAGGACAGCGAACUCAAAAUCCUUCAAAAUGGCUCAAAAUACCACUUCUGAGGCAAAAGGACGACAAUUUACCUUAGAUAAGGUACUAUAACGUUUAUUUAGCAUUGAUCCAUGACACGAACGGUCAAUCUAGUACAUUUACUAUAAAAUUACAAUGCAAUCGGGUACACAAACAGACUGUGUGGAGACCCUGUGGUUACGGGCGGUCAUCUUGGUUUCAAACCUUCCGAGUCUGGCCUGGGGAUGACUGUGGAAUCUACUUAGGGGGUGGGGGAUGGCGAGAAAAAACAUUUUCCCCCUUCUCCCCCCCUCCCCCUACUGCCUAUAACACCCGACGCUCGUCCCCUCGGUACAUUUGAAAUCAAGAUGACCGUCAGUAACGCAAAGCGCUCCAUCUCGACGACCUUCCGGAGGGAUAGGGGACUGUGAACAGUCUAUCGGUAGAAAAAAAAGUUUUGCAACCUCGGAAACUGUGAACUGACUAUCGUAUGAAAAAGACGAAGUUCUCCCGCGUACAAAAGGGGAGAGAGAGCUAAUUCGCAGGCUAAUAUUCAUAAUAUCAUCACCGACCUAAUCACCUUAGUGGUUGAAGUUAUUUUCUCUUCGUGUUCCUUGCCAGUAUAAGACAGGUAUCCGUAAGAUUUAAUUUCAAACUGGUCAAAGGAUGCCGACUUUGUCCAUUCCGAUUUCAUGCUUUGCUGUCGCAUAGGGAACUGACGUGAACAUGCUUUUUUUUCGUGCACAGGGCACUGACGUAUACAUGCUGGUUGUCUGACUACGGCAAGGAAUAUCGGGAAAGAGCACUAGGCCGCCUUUUUCAGCCACUGAAAUAUCUGGUGUUAUACAGAACACAGAAAAAGUUUAAGAAUAUGCUAUGGUCUCACGGAAUGGGUCGACACACAGAACAAGAGAUCUUCGAAAUAGCUGAAAAAGACUUGGUUGCAGUGUCAGAAAUAUUAGGUCCAAAGAAAUUCCUGUUUGGAGAUAAACCUUGCCUAGCAGACGCUUCCCUAUUCGCCUUUAUCGUGGGCUCAGCCUGGGAGCACCCAGAAAGUCCAUUUGUUGAAUUCAUCAAGUCUAAGGCACAGAAUCUUCAGGAGCACGCUCUGAGAGUGAAGGAGACGUAUUAUCCAGACUGGGAUGAAAUGAGAGCAGAGAAAGCUAAGUCUUGCCUUCCUUACUUAAUCUCUGGUUUCUCAGGCGCCGUACACAAUUAG